CGAUUCCCCAAAUUUCGUAAAGGCUUUCUCUUUGCGCCUGUACGAAUAAUUGAAGGUCGAUCCUGAGUGUAAAAGGGACCAGUAUAUACCUCCGUACAUACCAGAGUACCUCCUCCGACUGUCCCUCAGCACCAUGGCAGAAAGCACAGGCCCCACGAAAGUGUGGACAACCCUCAUCACAAACAAUGCCUACCUCCCCGGCCUCCUAACCCUCGAGUACUCACUCCGCAAAACCAACUCCAAGUAUCCCCUCCUCGUCCUCUACACGGACUCCUUCCCUGCCGACGGCCAUGCAGCCCUCGAUUCCCGAGGCUUAAUGAAGAAGCGGGUUUCGCACCUUUCUCCUUCGCAGCAUAAAGACUACACAAAUGACCCGCGGUUCUACGAUUGCUGGAGCAAGCUUACGCCAUUUUCCUUGGUGGAGUAUGAGCGCGUUGUACAAUUGGAUAGUGAUAUGGUGGUUCUGCAGAACAUGGAUGAGUUGAUGGAUAUUGAGCUGGAUCCACCGGCUAUGGGUGUGACUGGGAAUCGGGUGUUUGCAGCGAGUCAUGCGUGUGUUUGCAAUCCGCUCAAGAAGCCUCAUUACCCGAAGGAUUGGAUCCCAAGCAACUGCGCCUUCACAUCUCAACACUCCACCCCUGACGAAGCCCAAACAACCGGCGCCCCAUGCAUUUUCGGCAUAGGACAACCCAAUGGUGGUCUCCAAGUCGUUAACCCCUCGCAAGCAAUCUACGACAAAAUCAUCAGCCAGCUCGACGAAGCCUCAACCUCCAACUACGACUUCGCCGAUCAGUCGCUUCUCUCUGACCUCUUUCGCGGGCGAUGGGUUCCGCUGCCGUACAUUUACAAUGCGCUCAAGACGCUGCGGUGGAAGGGCGUGCAUGAUACUAUCUGGCGGGACGAGAAUGUUAAGAAUGUGCAUUGUAUUCUGAGUCCAAAGCCGUGGGAUGAGGCUGAGAAGGAGAGUAAUGAUGAGACGCAUGAGUGGUGGAAGGAUUUGAAUGCGGAGAGGGUGAGGGAGGAAUUGAGCAGGGGGGUGAAGGAUGGGUUUCAGGUUAAUUAUCGCUAAGGUUACUGGGGUGUAUCUGCCUGGCUAUCUCCAUCCAUUGCGCAGAAUUUGCAUAUCUAUAUAUCUCUGUUAUAUUAAUAUCUACACGGCUUACAUAGCAGUGUCUGCCCUUGCGGUACUGUAAUUGACGGUAAAUUCAUUGCAUAAAAUCCGCCAAUACACUUAGCUUGGUGCAUAUAAAUCUCAAACAUGGU
Molecule: messenger RNA, 1263 nt
Organism: Aspergillus ruber CBS 135680
Lineage: Eukaryota; Fungi; Ascomycota; Eurotiomycetes; Eurotiales; Aspergillaceae
Product: glycosyltransferase family 8 protein
Exons: 4
Coding region: 134-1069 (311 amino acids)
Molecular function (GO): glycosyltransferase activity
Source: RefSeq, a predicted model, not a curated record